Wasmannia auropunctata (little fire ant) is the source of this 1884-nucleotide messenger RNA. RefSeq lists its product as uncharacterized. The record is from RefSeq and is a predicted model, not a curated record. NCBI's taxonomy places the organism in Eukaryota, Metazoa, Arthropoda, Insecta, Hymenoptera, Formicidae. The transcript is spliced from 2 exons. The coding region runs from base 98 to 1864 and encodes 588 amino acids.
AUCGUGACGUCACGACGCAAAGCUGGACUCGAUUGCAUGUGGCAAAAUAUACAGGUUAUACAUUUAAUCCAGUAUUGUGAAUCUGUAUAUAUAUAAUAUGGACGAAAAAGAAAAUGAAAUUGUUGGUUUGAAACAACUGAAAGGCUAUCGUGCUUGUUUUGUUCCGUUGUGUGCAAAUAAUUCAAAAAAUGCACCCGAUAAAAUUUACGUGCAUGUCCCUCAAGAUGAAAAAAGACGGAAACAAUGGUGUCAACUUGCACGACGUGUAUAUCAGCCAACAAAAUCAAACUUAUAUUGCUGUCAGGAUCAUUUAAAUAUAGAAGAAGAUUUGGAAAACUACAUUAGAUUCAAAUUGUAUGGAGCACCUCUGAAAUUAAAGGAAAAUGUAGUACCACGGUUUUUUGACUGCCAAAUAGACCGUAAAAGAGCUGCAAGUAGCCCAGUUCCUAGAAGAGCAUACAAAAAAUUGAAAACAAGGAGAAUUUUAAAUGAAAUGUUAGCUGAUAAGCAAGAUAUUGACAGUUGCCUUCAAAAAGAAAAAGAAAUAAUAUCACCAACAGAAGAACUUGCAGUAGCAACAAUAAGUUCAGCAAGCGAAUAUCUACCGGAGCAAAGAAGCAACAUUGUUAUGCAUGGAGAAAAUGCAUUGGAAUCUGUACCAAGCACAAGCAAAGCAAAUCCGUUAAAAGAAAUGAACGAAUCCUCUAAGUUCAUGAAUAAAAGUACUCAAGUGUCAAAUCUUCGAGCACACUUUAGGAGUAAAGGAGUUUCAUGUCAGCUUUUAAAUGAUUGUACUGCAUGUACUUCGAUUGCUGCAAAUGUUAAACGUGUAGUAGAUUCCGCGAAUUCACCUAUAAAAUGGGAAAAUAAGAAUAUAUGCCAUUCGAGCACUACGGUGACGACAACAGCAACGAGUUCAGCGACAAAUCCCACCGUAAGCGAGUAUCAUCCUUCAUCGGGCGAAAUUAAAGAGGAAAUGGAAGAAUGCGAUGCUCAUUUAAAACGAGAAGCUUUAAAUAUGACUAAUUAUUUUAUUAGUUGUGAUUCUAAACGAUAUAUCGGAAUCCCUGUAAACUGGUUAUGGAUAUUAGAUCAUCUACAUAAUGAAAUUAAUAUGAGUAUUGAUAAUAUCAAGCUUACUCUUACAAAAAUAAGAUUAAAUGACACUUUUGUGCGAUUAGGAGAUCAGUUUGGUAUUAGUAGUACGCAAGCCAGCAAAAUAUUUAAUAAAUGUAUAAUUAAAUUAGCUAAUGUAUUAAAAACACUUAUUUACUUUUCUGACAAAGAAAGUGUGAAACGAGCUUUACCGAUACCAUUCAGAGCCAAUUACAGUAAUGUGGUGGCAAUUAUCGAUGCGUUUGAAAUACAAAUAGAGAAACCAUCAAAUCCCGUACAUCAAGCGCUUACAUGGUCGGAAUAUAAAAAAUGUAACACCAUUAAAUAUUUAAUUUCGUCUUCACCUGAUGGUAAAAUUAAUUUUAUUUCCAAAGGUUACGGAGGUAGAAUAUCAGACUGUGUUUUAUUUGAAGUAUGUGGUAUAUUGGACAAGCUACCGGAAAAUAGUGCUGUAAUGGCUGAUCGUGGAUUUAAACAGAUUGAAACUAUAUUAUUAAAAAAAAACUGUAAGCUUAUUCGACCACCGAGUGUUUCAUCAAAUAUAAAACCCUCUAAAUCACAAGUAUUAGAAACAAAACGAAUUGCUAGCCUACGAAUACACAUUGAACGUGUUAUACGAAGAAUACGUGAAUUUAAAAUGUUAGUACCUCAUGCCUGUUCGAACCAUUGUGUUAUACCAAUUAUAGAUCAUGUAGUGACAGUAUGUGCAGGAUUAGUCAAUAUUCAAACACCUAUUAUACUAACCUAAUAAUAUAUGUAUAUUUUUAA